CCUUCUUUACCUUUUCUCAACAUGAAGUUCGGCCUUACGCUCAGAACUUCGCUCAAUCCAGAAUGGACAGCCAACUAUGUUGCGUACGAUGAUCUGAAACACUUUCUGAAGAAUGAGGCUGCAAAUCGAGAGUGGACUGAAGACAAUGAAUCCAAGUUUAUUGAGCGACUUGAACGCGAGCUUGAGAAAGUGUAUGCUUUCCAGCGUACCAAGCUAGACGAAAUCCAGGGUCGUAUUACAGCAGAAACUCAGGAGGUGGAGGCUCUGUGUCAGAACAGCGAGGCCGAGGAACACGAAUUCACAGAAUCUGAAAUUGAGUUGGGACACAUCAUAGCUGAUGUACACGAUCUGGCAAAAUUCACUCGUCUGAACUAUACUGGCUUCCUCAAGAUCAUAAAGAAACACGAUAAAAUGACCGGCUGGUCACUCAAACCAAUGUUUGGUGUACGUCUAAACGCUAAACCUUUCUACGCUGAAAACUACGAUGCUCUAAUUGUCCGUAUAUCCAGUCUUUACGACCGAGUCCGUACCCGAGGAAAGGAGCGAGGUGGUGAUGCUUCUGCUGGUGGAAAGCAAGCUGCCUUUGUUAGAAACACUACAAAAUACUGGGUUCAUCCUGACAACAUCACAGAACUCAAGCUAAUCAUUCUCAAACAUCUUCCUGUACUUGUGUUCAACCCCAACAAAGAGUUCUCCCAAGAGGAUUCCGCAAUCACUAGUAUCUACUAUGAUAAUGAUGAGUUUGAUCUAUACACCGGACGUCUCGAGAAGACCGAGGGUGCUGAGGCUAUUCGUAUGCGAUGGUACGGCGGAAUGAGUAGCAAUACGAUUUUUGUCGAGCGCAAAACCCAUCGCGAAGAUUGGACGGGCGAAAAGAGCGUCAAGGCAAGAUUCCCGAUCAAGGAAAAAUACCUCAACGCUUUCCUCAGCGGCAAUUACACCACCGACGAGUUGUUUGCCAAAGCCAAAGAGCAGGGUCGUAAAUCCGAAAAAGAAAUCGAAGAGCUCGAGCAAUUGGCCCAAGAGGUCCAAUACCGCGUGCUGACAAAAAGACUCCAUCCCAUGAUGCGUACCUUUUACAACCGCACAGCAUUCCAACUUCCCGGUGAUGCCCGUGUCCGUAUUUCGCUCGACACCGAACUCAGCCUGAUUCGCGAAGAUAAUGAUGGCCAGGUGCGUUCAGGAGACAAUUGGCGUCGUAAUGACAUUGGUGUCGACUGGCCUUUUAAGCAGCUCCCGGAUAAGGACAUUUGCCGCUUUCCCUAUGCUGUCCUGGAAGUUAAGCUCCAGACUCACGUUGGGCAAGAACCCCCUGCAUGGGUUGUUGAACUAGUCAACUCACAUCUCGUAGAGUCUGUUCCCAAGUUCUCAAAGUUUAUUCAUGGUUGUGCCACACUUUUGGAAGACAAGAUCUACCAACUGCCCUUCUGGCUUCCUCAAAUGGAUAUCGAUAUCCGCAAACCUCCCAACCCUUCUUUUGGCCUCUUCCGUCCCGAAGCCAUCGAGAGCAGUAGCAUCAGUAGCGGCG
Molecule: messenger RNA, 1528 nt
Organism: Phycomyces blakesleeanus NRRL 1555(-)
Lineage: Eukaryota; Fungi; Mucoromycota; Mucoromycetes; Mucorales; Phycomycetaceae
Exons: 4
Cellular component (GO): fungal-type vacuole membrane; vacuolar transporter chaperone complex
Source: RefSeq, a predicted model, not a curated record